This is a messenger RNA of Melanaphis sacchari, 384 nucleotides long. RefSeq lists its product as uncharacterized. The record is from RefSeq and is a predicted model, not a curated record. The transcript has 2 exons. NCBI's taxonomy places the organism in Eukaryota, Metazoa, Arthropoda, Insecta, Hemiptera, Aphididae. Bases 64 to 384 code for a protein of 106 amino acids.
CUGAUAGAUUCAAUUUCUAUUGUCGAAGAAGCCAAAGAAAAAUUAAUUAAAAUUAAUGGAGUAAUGGGAAAUAUAAUAAAAAUUAAGAUUGAGUCUGUUUUAUCAAAAAAUAAAGGCUUUCAAGCAGUUUUCAAAAUAUCAGAAAUAUUAAAUGGAAAAAAAAAAGACACAUAUGAUUUACCCGAAGAUUUGAAUUUAAAUGAUCUCACAUAUUUUAAAAACUGUCCAAUAACAUCAGUUGACGUAGAACGUUCGUUUUCAAUGUACAAAAAUUUACUUACUUCCAAUCGACGUUCAUUCAAGUUCGAAAAUAUCAAAAAAUCUUUAAUUAUUCAAUGCAAUUUCCAAGAGCCGUUAAAAGAAAACCUUGAAGAAAACUUUUAG